Molecule: messenger RNA, 1272 nt
Organism: Mus pahari (shrew mouse)
Lineage: Eukaryota; Metazoa; Chordata; Mammalia; Rodentia; Muridae
Gene: Nup37
Product: nucleoporin 37
Exons: 10
Coding region: 144-1124 (326 amino acids)
Cellular component (GO): nuclear pore outer ring
Molecular function (GO): protein binding
Source: RefSeq, a predicted model, not a curated record
CCGACCCGGAAGCAGAGCGGGCGCGCGCCCGGGCCACCUACGGUCGGGAGAGCCGUGCCCAGGUCGCCUCCCCUGCUGUAGUUUCGUGAGAGCCAAUUAAAGGCUACUUGAUUCUUACAACUGCUCCAGCUUUGGGAUACAAGAUGAAGCAGGAUGCUACGAGAAAUGCUGCGUACACGGUGGAUUGUGAAGAUUAUGUGCAUGUGGUAGAAUUUAAUCCCUUUGAGAGUGGAGAUUCGGGAAACCUGAUUGCGUAUGGCGGCAGUAAUUAUGUGGUUGUUGGCAUGUGUACGUUUCAGGAGGAAGAAACAGACAUUGAAGGGAUUCAGUAUAAAACACUACGAACAUUUCACCAUGGAGUCCGAGUUGACGGCAUUGCCUGGAGCCCAGAGACCAAACUUGACUCGCUGCCUCCUGUAAUCAAAUUUUGUACUUCAGCUGCUGAUAUGAAGAUUAGAUUAUUUACUUCAGAUCUUCAAGAUAAAAAUGAAUAUAAGGUUUUAGAGGGCCACUCAGAUUUCAUUAAUGACUUGGUGUUCCAUCCCAAAGAAGGCCAGGAAAUCGCAAGUGUGAGUGACGACCACACCUGCAGGAUUUGGAACUUGGAAGGAAAGCAGACAGCCCAUUUUCUUCUUCAUUCUCCAGGAAUGAGUGUGUGCUGGCAUCCUGAGGAAGCGUUCAAGCUCAUGGUUGCAGAGAAGAAUGGAACAAUCCGGUUUUAUGAUCUAAUGGCUCAGCAGGCAAUUUUAUCUCUUCAGUCAGAACAGACACCCUUAAUGUCAGCACACUGGUGCUUGAAAAACACCUUCAAAGUUGGUGCUGUUGCAGGAAAUGAUUGGAUUAUUUGGGAUAUCACUCGGUCCAGUUAUCCUCAAGAAACAAGACCUGUUCACAUGGACGGAGCACACUUAUUUAGGUGGUCCGCCAUUAGUGAAAACUUGUUUGCAACCACUGGAUAUCCUGGCAAAAUGGCCAGUCAGUUUCAGAUUCAUCAUUUAGGGCACUCUCAGCCCGUCCUCAUUGGUUCUAUAGCUGUCGGUUCUGGUCUUUCCUGGCAUAGAACACUUCCACUGUGUGCAGUUGGAGGAGACCACAAGCUCUUGUUCUGGGUGACAGAAAUAUGAUUUUCCUCUAUAUUUUUGAUCCUUCACUUUGUAUUUUUAGUAUAUAUUUUGGAAAAAUUCUUAUUUUUAUAUCAAACAUACUGUAAAUCUAGAAAUGCCUCAGUUGUCCUAUCUGAUAAAUAAAAUGAUAAAGACUCCUUGAAAAAUA